Molecule: messenger RNA, 3875 nt
Organism: Periophthalmus magnuspinnatus
Lineage: Eukaryota; Metazoa; Chordata; Actinopteri; Gobiiformes; Gobiidae
Product: neuronal acetylcholine receptor subunit alpha-3-like
Exons: 7
Coding region: 154-1959 (601 amino acids)
Biological process (GO): chemical synaptic transmission; monoatomic ion transmembrane transport; signal transduction
Cellular component (GO): neuron projection; postsynaptic membrane; synapse
Molecular function (GO): acetylcholine-gated monoatomic cation-selective channel activity; transmembrane signaling receptor activity
Source: RefSeq, a predicted model, not a curated record
GUCCAUGGCAGAGCGCAGCGCUGCUCCAACCUUUCCACGAGCGCACACAUGAACCUGUGAUGCUCCACGAGACAGUCCCGGCCUAAAGCGAGGAUUAAAAUCACGAAGGUCCCUUAUCACUCAUAAAGUUCACCCGUGGAGGCAGACGCACCGAUGGAUUUCACCGGAGUGUCCCGCGUGCUCCUGCUGGUCCUCCUCGCAGCGCAAGAUUGUUGUUCAUCUAAAGCAGAGGACAGGCUUUUUCGGCGUCUGUUCAGGCGUUAUAACCAGUUCAUUCGACCAGUAGAGAAUGUGUCUGAUCCGGUCACAGUGGAGUUUGAGGUCUCCAUAUCUCAGUUGGUCAAAGUGGAUGAAGUUAAUCAAAUCAUGGAAACCAAUCUCUGGCUUAGACAUGUGUGGAACGACUACAAGCUGAGAUGGUCUCCUGUGGAAUAUGAAGGGAUUGAAUUCAUCCGUGUCCCGUCAAACAAGAUUUGGAGGCCAGAUAUUGUGCUGUAUAAUAAUGCUGUGGGUGAUUUCCUGGUUGAGGACAAGACCAAGGCUCUGCUCAAGUUUGACGGCACAAUCACAUGGAUCCCACCAGCCAUUUUUAAAUCCUCCUGCCCCAUGGACAUCACGUACUUCCCGUUUGAUUAUCAGAACUGCUCCAUGAAGUUUGGCUCCUGGACGUAUGACAAGGCCAAGAUUGACCUAGUUCUCAUUGGCUCAAAGGUAAACCUCAAGGACUUCUGGGAAAGUGGCGAGUGGGAGAUCAUUGACGCCCCUGGAUACAAACAUGACAUCAAGUACAACUGCUGUGAGGAGAUCUACCCCGACAUCACCUACUCCUUCUACAUACGCCGCCUGCCUCUGUUCUACACCAUCAACCUGAUCAUUCCCUGCCUCCUCAUCUCCUUCCUCACGGUCCUGGUCUUCUACCUGCCCUCGGACUGCGGAGAGAAGGUCACCCUGUGUAUUUCGGUGCUGCUCUCCCUCACUGUGUUCCUGCUGGUUAUCACUGAAACCAUCCCGUCCACGUCGUUGGUCAUCCCUCUGAUCGGAGAGUACCUUCUCUUCACCAUGAUCUUUGUAACUCUAAGUAUCGUCAUCACGGUUUUCGUCCUAAACGUCCACUACCGCACGCCUAUGACACAUACCAUGCCGGACUGGGUGAGAGCUGUGUUCCUAGGGGUGCUCCCGAAGGUCAUGCUGAUGAGGAGGCCCAUAGAUCAAGGCUGCUCCACCUCCACGAGCGUCGGCACUGGCACGGUUGGAGGAAUUGCAGGUUUGAAUCGCCUGGGCAACAAGAAGAGGAAGAACAGCAUAGGAUCGGGAAGUGGUUCGGGAAGCGUGAGCGUCGGGGGUAUUACCGGUGGGGUAGCGUGUGCGGCUCUAGACGGUGGCACCGGCGGGGGUACGUCAUCAGGUGGCGCUAUGAACUGUGUGGAGUACGGUGACAUAAACCGUGACAAAAAUCGGGACUUAAACCGCGAGCAUAAUAGAGAGUUAUCGCUGAACCGUGACGUGACCAGAAGAUACACUUACAAUCGAGGCAAGGAAGUCCCCACUCCUGUCCCUCCUCCGAUGGUCCCCCCACCUCCGCCUCCUCCUCCUCCUCCCCCACCACCUCCACCCCCACCCCCUCCUCUCCCCUCAUCUCUACCGUUCCAGGGCACCCAGAGUCUGCCGCUGCCUGAUCCCCCGAAGUCCCCGAAGGUACCCAGACCCUUGAACUUGCCUUCACCGGUCAAUGCGGUGGUGGCCGUUUCCGUGGUUUCGCCGGAAAUCAAGCAGGCCAUAGAGAGCGUCAAGUACAUCGCGGAGAACAUGAGAACUCGCAACAAAGCCAAAGAGGUGGAGGAUGACUGGAAGUACGUAGCCAUGGUCAUAGACAGAAUCUUCCUGUGGGUGUUUGUCACGGUGUGUGUGUUGGGGACUCUGGGACUCUUUCUGCAGCCUCUCAUCAGCUUCCUCAAAUAAAACACAGUAUUUGUCAGCUCAUAUAUAUGUCUAUGUGAGCCAGACUGCGACGACUGUGGGAAUCAGCUCUCCAUCUCUCCAUCGUCUGUCUGGUUUUCUCUCAUUGUCAGAAUCUAGCCCUCAGCUGUUCCCUCGUUCCCUUGACUUACCCGCUUUUCCCUCCCCUGCCUUCUACCCUCAAUUAUAGUGCACACAAUGCCGUUUUCCGUCCGCCUGUCCUCUCCACCUUCGCUUUAGAAAUGAUGGUGACAUGUGGCCUCUUUCAUGUACAUUUCUAUGUCUGUUCGUCCUCCAUUUGCCUUGUCAUGACCUGUCACUGACUGUAUUAUGUGAGCCCAUUGUGAAAAGCGUUCACUCAGCUCCAGGCAUUGUGUAGUAUAAUUACAUAUAUGACAAAUACUUGAGCCAUUCUAGAUUUUUAUUUUUCCAAAGAAGUGUGUUGAAAUAUUGACGGGACACACAACAAAAUGUAAAUACAAUCUGAAUGUCAAUCAUAUAGAGUUUACAACCCAUCGAAGGUGCGUUAUGUAGCUUUUCUGGUGAGGGGUUGUGUCCAUACUGAAGUUAUCAUUUUGCAUGUACUCUUCCCCAGUGAUAGAGAAUUUGAGCUGUGGUUCUGUGUGAAGGUCACUGCCAGCUCAGUCCUUUAUCUCGGCCUAUGUCAUCAGAGGUAUAAUACUUCCUACAAUAGAAGCACAUCCUUGAAUGGACAAUACUAUCACGAUGUCUUGAGGGUUCAUGUCCCUAGCUCUUCUUACAACUCUCAACACUUGUCUCUAUGCAUUCUACUGUGAGUGUAGGUCGCCUCUCCACAGAUGUGACCUGUAACAAGUAAGUGGCAGACCCUCCAUCAGCAAAGUUACAUAGUGCACCCUUAAAUAACACCUUAAAUGUAAUUCAGACAGUGCAAAUUGAUAGUUGUGUUGCUAGAAUAUCACUUGUGUCGGCGGCUCAUUUAUCAGAAACACUGCACUGAAAGAGUUUUUCUGAGAAAUCGUGAUUUCCAAUCCGACUGAUCCUUUUUCUACAGCACAAGGAAUCAGUGACUUUUCUUUUCCAGUUUGUGCUCAGGCUGGAUAAAAACAGUGAAUAUGACAUAUCCAGAGGUGGAAGGCAACAAAGUGCAAGUAGCAAAGUACUGUACUUAAGUAGAUUUUUCAUGUAUCGUACUUUACUUAAGUCCAUUUUACAGUGGAUAUUUUUUACUUUUACUUCAGUACAUUUAACAGCAGGUAUCUGUACUUUCUACUUUCCUUUUAACUGGGACUUAAAAGCAAAAAAAAAAGUUAUUUGUGGUAACUAACCUGACUAAAGUUUUUGACUUCAACCUUCGGCUUUGAGCAAACUAAAAUAAAUGCACAAAAUUCAUGAGAAAAAUAAAGAAACUGAUUUGUAUUGUCACUGUUGGCCAAAAUAUGUAUAAUUUUUCUAAUCAAUGUCACUAGAUUUAACACUUUAACAAAUUAAUAACACUUGUGUGACAUAGCUUUACUUUUUACUCUUACAGUCAUUUUUUAAACAGAUUUGUCAUGUGAUACUUUUACUUUUACUUGAGUUACUUUUUACCUGUGUAUCUGUACUUUUCCUUAAGUAACAAAAUUGAGUACUUCAUCCACCCCUGGACACAUCUGAAUAAAAUAAACCCUGUAGUUCUAUUGUAUUGGCAUUUGACAUCAUAACUUUCUUUUCCAAACGGUGUUGUUCAUUUUACGGGGCCAUAAUUACCUAUUUCUCGUGACCAGAUUUAACUCACAAAACUGUUUACUCUCUGCUGUUUCCUCUGCAUUUUUAAAGAAAGUCAGUGUUGCAUGGCUGCUGAAAAAGAUGUCCACUCCUCCUGUACAAUGUUUCACGUGUGUCAUGAUGCAAUAUUUGAACUCUCCCAUUAGACAAAGGCACAACUCAGUCACUGGCAC